Notodromas monacha is the source of this 1996-nucleotide messenger RNA. The record is from the annotation of a GenBank genome assembly. Lineage: Eukaryota; Metazoa; Arthropoda; Ostracoda; Podocopida; Cyprididae.
UAUUUUGCGUUUCAGGCAGAAAUAAAUUAUAUUCCUUUUUUUUCUGUGAAGAAAAUGACUGUGAAAGAAACCGAGAAUGUUCCGAAUCCUGAUUCGGAUACUGAAAAUGAUCAAGUUGAAGAAGCUCCUGUGUAUGAAGUUCGCUUCUUGAAAUUAAUAAAGGAGGCCCAACAGCAGCAUGGAUUACGACAUGGUGAUUAUCAGCGUUACAGGGGUUAUUGCGCCAGGAAGAUUCGUCGGGUUCGCAAAGCCCUUAAUUUUGUUCAAGGAGACAAGAAACAUUUCCGGAAGAAGGAAGUAACUCAAGACUCUCUGCAUGAUGAACGUUAUUUCCUCAUUUUGCUGAUGUCAGCUGAACGAGCGUGGAGUUAUGCGAUGCAAUUGAAGCAAGAGGCCAACACGGAGCCCCGAAAGAAGUUUCACAUGGUGUCCAGAUUGAAGAAAGCGGUUGCGCAUGCCAUUAAGUUGGAAGCUGUGUGUGAAAGCAACAAAUGCCAUGCCGUCACAAAAUUGGAGUCACAAGCGUACUCUGCUUGGCUGACAGGAUUUUAUUUGUUUGAAAAGCAAAAAUGGGCAGACGCGUUGCAAGCUUUGACGAAAGCUCAAAAUAGAUGUAAGCUUGACAUUUUUAAUCCUCGAAUAAAGAAAUGCUGGUGUUGUAAAGUACUUUGUGACGUUAUUUACCGCAUUUUACAGAAUUUGAUAGCCCAAACGCGAGAGAAGCAAGCUGCUACUCUGUCCGAAGUAACGUGGCGGAAGAGAACCGUUCCGGUGAAAUCCGAAAAAGUUCGUCGCUUUUUGACAAAUGCGAAAGAAGCGGAAAAAUCCGCAGAACUCGGGCAAGGCUCCUCUAAGGUUCAGCUGCAGUUUUAUGAGAAAUUGUUGAUGGAAUGCAAGGAUGCGAUCCAGGUCCUCCGUGACGAGCUGAAAAAUGACCCAAGUUACACGAGACGUGGGGCUGCUGGAGAACCGAUGCAUGUCUCAUCUCUCCAUUAUCUUCAUUCCUACCUAAUAAAAUCCGGAGCGAAACCGGCGAAGCCUCAAGAAUACAUUCGCCUUUACGAAGGAAUCCUUGCAUCUUUGACGGAGAUGGGAAAUUUGCCAGGAUUAGAAGAAGAUUUUGAUUCCAAGGAGUCAUGCGAUGCCCAAGCAACUGCGUAUCGAGCUUUGCGAUGCUUCCAUAUUGCGGAAUCGUUCCAAUUGGUCAAGCGCUGGCCAGAAUGCGUUGCGAUGUUUGACAAGAGUUCGGAGUAUGUCAACAAAGCAUCCAACUUACCCGCGCUUGGAAAAUCGUUGAAGGACAGGAUGUCGGAAUUAGGGAAGAAGGUUGAACACGGAAGAGUAGCUGCCCAAGCUUCGUGUGUUUCUCUGGGUGAUGAUGAACUGGUUGAUGACUUCAAGUCCUUGUCUGUUCUCGCGGAUCAUUUGGAUGUCUACCUUGAGGAAGCGAAUCAUUUGGCGAAUGGGGAUGGAAAGCUUGUCCAAUUUCCUCCUGAGUUCCAGCCGGUUCUUUGUAAACCUCUGUUCUUUGAUCUUGCCUGGAAUCACGUAGAAUUUCCAAGCUUGGAACACAAACUCGAUGUUACCCCAGCGAAGGCGAAGAAAGUUCAAGCUCAAGCAGCACCGCAACAGCAACAAACCGGCGGGUUGACUGGUUUCGUGAAGGGACUAUGGGGUUGGGGGUCGAAGUGAAGUUAUUCUUUCGAUUGUGCCUUUGUUCUCUGUUUUAAAAUUUGUGUCCGACUUCCAGACUUCGUUUAUUAUGUACUUCAUCUCGCCCUAUUCAUGUGACUGUGCGUGUCUCCGGCAUCGGAUCUGAUGUGUUCUGUAGUCGUUAACGAUCGCAUUUCGUGCGUCCUUACAUUGGCUUGGAAUUACCAGAUUCGAAUACAUUUGUUGAUCACAUCUGUAUUUUUCCCGUCCGUAUCGUUUAUAAUCUGCAAGGAUAGAACUGUAAUUUCCAAUCUGUGGAAAUAUAUGAGGAAUAUUGCAAGAA